Messenger RNA from Durio zibethinus, 893 nucleotides. The record is from RefSeq and is a predicted model, not a curated record. Lineage: Eukaryota; Viridiplantae; Streptophyta; Magnoliopsida; Malvales; Malvaceae.
AUGGCAAGUUUCCCGGUGAUCAUCUUGGAGAAGCUUAAUGGUAAGGAGAGAGCAGCAAUCAUGGAGCAAAUCAAUGAUGCUUGUGAGAACUGGGGCUUCUUCGAGCUGCUGAACCAUGGGAUUCCCCAUGAUUUUCUGGAUAAUGUUGAGAGAUUAACAAAAGAGCAUUACAAGAAAUGCAUGGAGCAGAGGCUUAAGGAGCUGGUAGCAAGCAAGGCCCUGGAAGGUCUCCAGGCAGAGGUGACUGAUAUGGAUUGGGAAAGCACAUUCUACUUGCGCCAUCUUCCUGAAUCAAACAUGGCUGAUUUCCCAGAUCUCUCUGAUGAAUACAGGAAGGUGAUGAAAGAAUUUGCACUGAAAUUGGAGAAACUAGCAGAGGAGCUCCUGGACUUGUUGUGUGAGAACCUUGGACUAGAGAAGGGAUACCUGAAAAAGGCCUUCUAUGGGGCAAGAGGUCCAACCUUUGGCACCAAAGUUAGCAACUACCCACCAUGCCCAACACCAGAAAAAUUCAAGGGACUCAGAGCCCAUACAGAUGCCGGUGGCAUCAUCUUGCUCUUCCAAGACGCCAAAGUGAGCGGCCUCCAGCUUCUUAAAGACGGCGAGUGGAUCGAUGUUCCUCCCAUGCGCCACUCCAUUGUAAUCAGCCUUGGAGAUCAGAUCGAGGUGAUCACCAAUGGCAAAUACAAGAGUGUGGAGCACAGAAUGAUUGCCCAAACUGACGGAACUCGCAUGUCAAUCGCUUCAUUCUACGACCCUGGUAGUGAUGCUGUUAUCUACCCAGCACCAGCUCUGCUGGAGAAAGAAGCUGAGGGGAAGAAACAAGUGUACCCCACAUUUGUGUUUGAAGACUACAUGAAACUAUAUGCUGGACUGAAAUUCUAGCCCAAGGA